Molecule: messenger RNA, 2082 nt
Organism: Manihot esculenta (cassava)
Lineage: Eukaryota; Viridiplantae; Streptophyta; Magnoliopsida; Malpighiales; Euphorbiaceae
Exons: 8
Coding region: 188-1723 (511 amino acids)
Source: RefSeq, a predicted model, not a curated record
UUAUGUGCAGAAGGGCCACGUAUCACAAACAAACAAAGAAAAUUUGGGACGUUACAGUUUAUUCGUACCUGGUAAUUUGUGCAGUCUCCGGCAGGUAAUAGUAGAAUCCAUUGUGCAUUCUAGACUAGCAUCAGGCCAUUGUUGAGCUUCUUCAUGUCUCUCCGCAGCACACCAACAACCUAAUCAAAUGGAAAGGGCACCCCAGCGAAAGAGAAAAAAUUCAUUGGGAUUUUCUUCUCUGAAAAUAGAAGAUAAAACAGCUGAUCAGAGUCAGACCCUCGCGAGGAAGAAGAAGAAGAAGGAAGGUAUUGCAAUAUGCGAUCGCUUAAAAGCUCGUGCAAAAGACCAUAACAAUCACUUGGGUUCACCAGAAUUCAGUCCAAAGGGGAUUUCAGUUGAUGCUGUGCGUUCAAGGCCCAUUGGGUUAGCUAUCCCUGGGAACAAAGAGGCCCCUUCAGUUAACGAAGAACGAACUCAAGCUCAAGAUGAUGCAUCUUCAUAUUCAGGCAAGAAGGCAAAGAAAGCAACUAAUGAAGUAUCAUGCCCAUCUUUCUCAUUCAAGAAACCUUCAUUUACUCUGAGCCAUUUAGGCAGAAGGGCGGAACAAGCAACUGGUGGCACAUUGUCUCUGACUUCUGUGACAGAUAGAUUUCCGCUGCUGUUUGAUUCUUCUGGCAAGACAAGAGAAAAUAAGAAAGGAUUAUGGCCUUCUUUCUUCCGUCCAGGAUCUCUGUCCCCCUUCACGCAUGUAGGUAAGAAUGCAGAGCAAGAUAUUAAGGACGGGGUUUCUCUAUCUUCUUUAGCGGGAAAACUUCCAGUAUCCCCUGGGCAUUCAAGGAAGAAGCUUUCAGGUGAAAAACGCAAACGUGAUAGUAAAUCCAAAAGUACUGAUAUCCAAGCAACGCCUGCCAUGUAUAGUCUGAAUCAUUCUGAGAAAUACCCUUCAAACUGUCCUAAGCUUGAGGCUGUAUGGAGCGGAAGUGUUGAAGUUCUUAACAUGGCAUUGCCUGGAAAAUUCUCUGGUGAUUUUAGGGCUCAUCUUCCUCGCUGUCCAUGGGUCAUUGAUCAUAGAGCGUAUAAGCUUUCCAAGCAAAUGCCUGAAGUACUACAGUUUGAGCUGCUACCUCGUGGCAACAUUUGGGAUGAGAUAUUUGAUAAUGAUUUUGCUUUUAGUUGUGAUAUUUCACUUUAUUUUUUCCCUGGAAAUUUAGAGAGGUCUAUACAUCAAUUUGAUUAUCUAUGGUCAUUAAUGGAAAAGGAAGAUCUAGUGAUGAGGAGUCGCAUGGAUGAUUUUGAGUUAAUUGUAUUCACAUCUAUGCGAUUGUGCUAUGCUAAAGAGUUAAAGUGGACACCCUUCUUAUGGGGAGUGUUUCAAUUCGCGAAAGAUGAACAUAUCUCUACUAGCAUAUCCAACAAGAAGAUAUCUACUAGCACAUCUAACAGUAACUUAUCUGAAACUCACGACUCUGAAGUUGGAACUACAAGUAAACAGCCUUCGAUGAAGAAAACUAUUAGGAUGAUCCACCUUGAAGUUCCUCCUGGGUUCUCUAGAGAACAUGCUAGUAAGGGUGCUCUUAAGGCAAGCUUUGAUGUCUCUAAUCUAGUGGAAGUUCCAGUGAGAAAUGAUCCGGAUCUUUCUCUUAGCUUAGCCAAUAAUACUUGUAGUGCUCGUCAUCCAACAUCGCUCAAGAGGAAACGUGGCAAGCCCAACAAAAGACCAUGAUUUGUGAAUAUCAGCAAGGGAGGCCAAGAGACGUUGUCAAUGAAGAAUAACCAUCAUGUCUAGUUGUCAAUUGAAUAAGUUUAACCAAAUACUUGGUAUUGCUGACUGGUUUUUGAAUAAUUCAGUUCAUGUGGGAAACUGUAGGACCAUCUUGCCCUUUUGGGUUGAGCCCUGUGGUGAUCAUUCAUCUUACUUGUUAAAUUGGCUCAUUUUCAUUAUUGUUCAUGGCAUUAAUGUUGGAGUUUAUUUUCUAUGUUGAACAGUGAGUUUUCAGGGUUUUGGCUCACCAGCCAUUUCAGACCAUCUGUUUUGGGUUUAUUAGUUAUUUUAAUUAGUUAUAAAAUGCUCUGUUUCCUUUC